Messenger RNA from Colletotrichum abscissum, 939 nucleotides. Its product is annotated as HET domain-containing protein. Lineage: Eukaryota; Fungi; Ascomycota; Sordariomycetes; Glomerellales; Glomerellaceae. The record is from RefSeq and is a predicted model, not a curated record. The coding region runs from base 1 to 939 and encodes 312 amino acids. The transcript has 3 exons.
AUGCGUCUGAUCAAUGUGAACACACUCCUGCUGGGGGAGUUCAUGGGCCGGUGUCCCCAGUACGCAACCCUAUCUCACACUUGGAAUGGCACGCAGGAGAUAAGUUUCAAGGAGUGGCACAAACAAUAUGUCGCCGGAUCAAAAGAGCAGGGUCGUCUGUUCACCCGCGGCUGGACAUUACAAGAGCUCUUGGCCCCGAGGCGGAUGUACUUCUUUGACAAGAGCUGGAGGAUCCUAGGAUCGCGGCAAGACUUCGCGCCUGAAGUUUCAAACAUCACCGGAAUAAGAAACGAGUACGUUUCCGGCGCCAAGUCAGUCUUGGACGCGAGCAUCUCGGAGGUAUUUUCCCGGCUGGCGGGCCGGGAGACGACAAGUCCCGAAGACAUGGCUUAUCGCGUGCUCGGGCUUCUCGGUCUCAACAUGCCGUUGCUUUACGGCGAGCGCUCGGCGGCAUGUAUGCGCCUCCAGGAGGAGUUGAUCCGCAUCUCGGACGACCAGACGAUCUUCUGCUGGACGUGUGAUCAUAUGAUCCCACACAACUGGAGUAGUCUACUCGCGCCAUCGCCUUCGGUCUUCAAGGGCGGCGACCGUUUCCUCUGCGGGUCCGAGACUGACGAGCACAUUGUCGGAUGGAGAAAGGCCACAUCGUACUCGAUGACCAACGUAGGUCUACGCAUCCGUUUGCCCACGCUGAGGAUAUCGGGUCUAGACCUUGCCGUCUUGAACGUAUCCGAAAGGAGAAGCGACUCGGGAGAGCAGGACCCUAUCACAGGUCGUGUCUGUAUUCCUCUCAUGACGAACAACUACCUCGAUGAGGUCUAUGGCGUCUCGUCGACACUGAUUGACGACUCUGUGCUUAGAUUUCUACAUCCGUCCGUUGCAACGAGACGCGAAGAUAGUAAAGGACACUAUAUCACUCUGGCAAGCAGGAAGACCUAA